AUGCCUCAUAGAUUUUUAAGAGAUAGUUUUGCAGGGAGGAUAGUUUAUCAUUUAUCAGGACACAAAUAUUUCAAACAUCCAGAAGAAGAGGAUGAUUAUGUGAUACCUGAAAAAUAUUAUAAGGACUACCAAUCAGAAAAAAACAAAGGUGAUGAUUUGAAUGCAAAUGAUUCUGAUGAAACAAUUGAAAACCAUACAAGUAAUAACAAGGAAAAAGAUUAUGAAGAAGAAGAUAAGCAUUUAAUAAUUGUUGACUGGGAGGGACCAAAUGAUCCUGAUAAUCCAAAGAAUUGGCCAACAUUUGAAAGAUGUUUUUUUAUAUUAGAAGUUGCAUUUUUAACUACAUCAGUUUAUAUGGCAUCAGCUAUUUAUACUCCAGGUAUAUUAGAAAUUAGAAAAGAAUUUCAUGUUGGUCAACCAGUAGCAAAUUUAGGAGUUUUUGCAUUUGUAUUUGCUUAUGGUUUAGGACCAAUAGUUUGGUCACCAAUGUCUGAAAAUGCAAUAUUUGGUAGAUCAUCAAUUUAUAUUGUUACAUUAUUUAUAUUUGUUAUUUUACAAAUUCCAACUGCUUUAGUUGAUAAUAUUGCAGGAUUUGUUAUAUUACGUUUCUUAGCUGGAUUUUUUGCAAGUCCAUGUUUAGCAACUGGUGCUGCAAGUGUUGGAGAUGUUACUAAAGAUUUAUAUUUACCAGCUGCAUUAGCAACUUGGAGUAUUGGAGCAGUUGCCGGACCUUCAAUGGGUCCAUUUUUUGGAGCUAUAUUAUCUGUUAAAGGAGGUUGGAGAUGGUGUUUUUGGUUCAUGUUAAUAGUAUCUGGUGCUACAAUGGUUGUAUUAUUUUUCUUUUUACCAGAAACUUAUGGACCUACAUUAUUAGCUAGAAAAGCUAAAAGAUUACGAGCAAGGACGGGAAAUGAUAGAAUUACAAGUGCAGGGAUUUUAGAAAACGAAAGAAGAACUAAAAGAGAAAUUAUGAUUGAAACAUUUUGGAGACCAAUUGAAGUCACAAUUUUAGAGCCUGUUGUAUUUUUAAUUGAUAUGUACAUUGCAAUGGUGUAUAGUGUGUUGUAUUUGUUUUUUGAAGUGUUUCCAAUAUAUUUUGUUGAAACUAAAGGUUUUACUAUUAUUGAAUUAGGAGUUUCAUAUUUAUCAUUAUUAGUUGGUGUUUUAAUUGCUUGUUCAAUUUAUAUUCCUGUGAUUCAUCAUAAGUUUACAGUACCACUUAAAAAAGGUGAAAAAUUAUAUCCAGAAGUAUUUAUACCUAUAGCAAUAGUUGGAGGUACAUUUUUUGCGGGAGGAUUAUUCAUAUUUGGAUGGUCAGCUACUACAUAUACACAUUGGGUUGGUCCAUUAUUUGGAGUAAUGUGUACUUCUGCGGGAACUUUUUUAAUGUUUCAAACUUUGUUCAAUUAUUUAGGUGCUUCAUUUAAAAGUGAAUAUGCUGCAUCUGUAUAUGCUUCGAACGAUUUAGUGAGGUCAACAAUUGCUGCAGCAUUUCCCAUUUUUGGUGCGCUGAUUUUCAACAACACAAGAAUUCAUAAGUUCCCAGUGGCAUGGGGGUCGAGUAUAUUGGGCUUCAUUGCAACUGCUAUGAUUGCUAUACCAAUUUUAUUUUAUUUGAAUGGACCAAAACUUAGAGCUAGAUCUAAAUACGCUAGGUAG
Lodderomyces pseudojiufengensis is the source of this 1659-nucleotide messenger RNA. Its product is annotated as MFS transporter. The transcript has a single exon. Gene Ontology annotation, biological process: xenobiotic detoxification by transmembrane export across the plasma membrane. Gene Ontology annotation, cellular component: membrane. Lineage: Eukaryota; Fungi; Ascomycota; Pichiomycetes; Serinales; Debaryomycetaceae. Gene Ontology annotation, molecular function: fluconazole transmembrane transporter activity; xenobiotic transmembrane transporter activity. The record is from RefSeq and is a predicted model, not a curated record. Bases 1 to 1659 code for a protein of 552 amino acids.